This is a messenger RNA of Xenopus laevis (African clawed frog), 1848 nucleotides long. RefSeq names its product alpha-N-acetylgalactosaminide alpha-2,6-sialyltransferase 1-like. Lineage: Eukaryota; Metazoa; Chordata; Amphibia; Anura; Pipidae. Bases 126 to 1424 code for a protein of 432 amino acids. The transcript is spliced from 9 exons. The record is from RefSeq and is a predicted model, not a curated record.
UGGGACUCAGUCUGCACCAAUGGCUAAAAGGAAGUUGCCAUGCACUCAGGCAUCAGACUAACUAGAGAAUGAAGAGUACCAUGUUCUAUUGUACAUAAUGACUAAGCAACUUUAGUCUUUCUAAGAUGAGAAUCUUUCGGCGUACAAUAUGUAUCUGCCUGUCAUUUCAGGUGAUACUCUUGCCAUUGGUCCUCUUUUUGAGUCCUAAGCUGAUCCCUCUGUUCUACCAAAGCCAAGAAAGAUAUAGAAGAGUAGAGACUAAAACAGACCAACGUAACAUUACCGUGUCCUUCACAACAAAACAUGAUGGGGUAUCUGAAAAAGGAGCGACUAUUUCAUUGUAUCCAAAAAGUACUAAAGCACCAAGCAGCCCCCUCAGUAGCACCAUCAGAAGGCCUUUAAAGGCACAGGACUUUGCAGCUGAACCAAAGUGGAGUUUUGGUGAUGAAUAUACAAUUGACACCUUAUCUACAAACACUAGUUGUCCCACCUCAGUGAAGUCAAAGGCUCUAAAUGCACCUUGGCUAUCACUCAUUUUCCUUCCCAAAAUUAUCCUUUUUAUGGACAAUCGUCAUUUCAGCAAGCAAAUAUGGGAUAGACUCCAGUACUUUACACCUCCAUACGGGUGGAUGGCAUUAGACUACACAGUGGUUAAGGAAGUGGUCUCGUCUCUCCCAACUUUGCUUGACCAGCAGAUCCUUUACACUGCCAUGAGGCCAGGAGGCCACCAGUGUAUCAGCUGUGCAGUAGUGGGGAAUGGAGGAAUCCUGAAUGGAUCAGGUGUUGGCCAGGAGAUUGACUCUCAUGAUUAUGUGUUUCGAGUGAAUGGGGCAAUAAUCAAAGGAUUUGAGAAUGACGUUGGCACCCGCACUUCAUUUUAUGGAUUUUCUGCUUUCACCAUGCUUUCCUCUUUGACGAACCUAAAUAAAAGAGGCUUCUCCAAACUUCCACAGCACAAUGAGACAAGAUACAUCUUAUUUGCUGAGGCACGUAGAGAUUAUGCAUGGUUAGAUGCUCUGCAAAAGAAUAAAACGAUCAACGACGGAAUCCUGGAGUCUUACAGGCAAUACCCCCGCAGUGAUUUUGGAGAUUCCUUCGACCCAAAGAAGCUAUUGGUUGCUCAUCCGGACUUUAUGAGAUAUCUGAAAAACAGGUUUGCACGAGGAAAUACCCUAAAAACGAAAUAUUGGAUGAUCUAUAGGCCAAGUACGGGUGCACUGCUACUGCUGACUGCUCUCCAUCUGUGUGACACGGUCAGCGCUUAUGGUUUUAUGACGGAAGAUUACCUGGACUAUUCUGAUCAUUAUUAUGACCUAAAAAAAACACCCAUCAAGUUUUACGCUAACCACGACUUCCGCCUAGAGAAAGACUUGUGGAAUCGCCUGCACAAGCUGAAUAUUAUAAAACUCUACCAGCGGACAUAGAUAGAAAAUAUUGUGUGGAACUGUAUGGAAUGACUCCUUGGGGGGAAGGUCAUGGGGGAGCUGCCAUCAAAUUAGAGCGUUGGAAACAUCUCGAGUAGUUAUGGAACCUUGAGAAAGGGAGAUGAAGUGACUAUUCAGAGGUGAAGGAUGAAGUACAUUUUUGUUAUUGUUGAUUUUGUGGCCAAAAUUUGGUUAAAAGUUAACGUAAUCCCCCCUCCCCUUCCCAUUUUGUGCUAUUUUGUUAAUUCUUACACUAAAAAAGAAAAUAAUUGCUGUUUGCAGAAUCAGGGGCUGGCAGGACCGGUUAAUAAUCCAGUGAGUCCCACUGACCCAGACCAGCACCCUUCUGCCACCCAUGCUUUUGCCCUCCUCUGGCCGUGAUCAAGAGAACAGGUUUGUGCAGGGGACCCAGAAGGGGUUGUGA